Messenger RNA from Gongylonema pulchrum, 402 nucleotides. The record is from the annotation of a GenBank genome assembly. Lineage: Eukaryota; Metazoa; Nematoda; Chromadorea; Rhabditida; Gongylonematidae.
AUGGUUGUUAUUUUAUUGCCGCUAUCCGUUUCACUGCUUGUUUCAACCCUCAGACUGGAUAUCAGGCCAGCUGCAAUAACUGCUUUUGACACUAUGAAUGUUCCGGAUUCGGAUCCCGAAUCAGCAUCCGAAACUAGUACUCCUGAAAAUCGCAUCAUUUUACGCCUUCUCUCGGCAAAUCGAAAUUUAACCUUUGCUGAGCAGAACGGCAUGCUGUUUGCUGAUUCGCUUCAGAUUACCUCACUUAACGGAAAGACGGCAAAACUGGAACUACAGUGCUUGAACGAUGUCUUGCUGAGUAUUACCGUGGAGAACGCAUCCAAAUCGUUGCUUUCCCCCUCACUGUGCCAACGAGAUAACUCUCAGCUCAGUGAGUUCACAGGCUAUUUGAUUAUAACUUAA